AUGCACCGACAACUCGUGGACGCUCUCCCCUCAACCAACAUUUCACUGCCCUCGCCCACAGUAAUCAAAACAGCGCACAAUCUGCGCCUCCCUUCGUUUGAUGUACUCGGCAUUGCCGCACCCCACCCGGACCGCAUUCCCUACCAAUUCAGUCACUCGUUUUCACCCACAGCAUUAGGUGCUGGCCCGCUCUCAAAGCCUGAGGAUCCUCUUCAUGCACUUAGCCCGCCACUGGAGCAUCCUCCACAGGCUGACACGGCCGCCGAAUCGCUUGUAUCUAGUCCCAAAGCCGCCAGAGCGCAAGUGGACCGCAUCAUCUCGACCUUCACCCCUCCAUCGGAGCCGGGGACGUUCCAUUGGGGCCCCCUCCUGACCGUGAGGCCGGCUGAAAUAGGCUCUCCACCCAGUUCUGAUCCCGGCGCGUCGCCAAAUCUUACCCUCACUGCUAGUGCGGCUGCACCAGGUCAAGCGCCGAUCAUUGUGCCCACGCCUGCUGAAUUUGGUGACGCCAUGAGCAUCUCGGUGUGGGUUGAAGAGGCCAAGAAUACCAUCAGUAUGUGCAUGGACAAUCGAAUUCACUUCUCCGAUGCGUGGUUGAUUGCCGCUAUUCACGACAGGACCACGACAAGCACCGCAUGGAUCAACGUGUUUCAUGCUCUGCCCGGCCGAUAUACCCUUUCGGAUCUUCCAAAGUCACCACCUUCAACGCCUGGACCUGCUGUCGGAGGUGAUGAAUACUUCACAAGCAAAAUUUUUGACAGCGCUGUUGCGAUUCCCGACUACCAACUGGACUCGAAACUUCUCCCGCCAUCUCCAAGACCUGUCGUACCACCUGGUAGCAUUAAUGUCUCUGUGGUGGAGCGUUACAUCCCACCUACCAACACCAACGAGUAUGCCGAGAUGUUCACGUUCAGAGGCCGCUCCUUGCUGUACGAUCGACUUAGUGAGUUGUCCAUUGACAACGGUGUCUUGUUUUUCAUCUACCCUACCAAGACUGGUGCCAGGACGUUCAUGCAAAAGUACCUCGGUCCUAUCAUAGAACCGCUUCUCCGGAGUGUGACAGUUGUGCACGAUCUUCACUCAGAACUGGGCAGGAGCAUUGGUCAAAUGACUGCAGUCAAUUAUCUUGACGAAUAUGAUAAGCUGGAAGAGCACGUCAGGUCUUUCUGCGCCAAGGUCGCUGACCAUACGAACAAUCAGAAGAGCAGUUCUGACGAGAGAUGCUCCUACGAGGUUAUUCAUGCAUCGAGAGAAGAGUUUGCACCAAGCAGAGCGGCUUGGGCAGAUGACUGGUGGAUCAAACAGGAAAAGCCCCGCAUACGAGACGCCAUCACAAAGUACUUCCGCAAGUCGAAGAAACUCCCUACUGGUGAGCUCACGGGGCCGCACCUUCUCCAAGAGCUCCUAGAAGGUGUUUCAACACGGGAAUACGACGACGGUGCGCCGAUCGAGGGAUUGGAGGUUGGCGUUUUCAUUGUCCAGAAAACUCAUUCCGCAUCUGCUGCAGCACCAAUGUCCAGCAAGAAUUUGAUGAUCAGUCGCUAA
Messenger RNA from Parastagonospora nodorum SN15, 1545 nucleotides. RefSeq lists its product as hypothetical. The record is from RefSeq and is a predicted model, not a curated record. The transcript has 4 exons. NCBI's taxonomy places the organism in Eukaryota, Fungi, Ascomycota, Dothideomycetes, Pleosporales, Phaeosphaeriaceae. The coding region runs from base 1 to 1545 and encodes 514 amino acids.